AUGGACAGCAAUGCUGAGUCAAUUCCUCAAGUCCCGCAAUGCCCGACAUGUCUCCUUAUCAGAAUUCGAGACACAACUCAAGAACGUAUCCCGAAAACAAUAAACGAGGCGCUUCCCAGCGAUGCCGGUCCUGUUACCGAGUCGGAACUAGCCUCUUACUCCAAGCCAUUCGAACUCGAACGUGAGAGACAUCCGACAAUAUCUUACGAAGUUGCUUUAGACUUUUUCCAUGGCGAACCAUGUGGAAAUAUUGGUAGAGCCACUUCCGUCUGCAAUCUUUGCGACCACUGGGUCAAUGGUAUCUUUACCAGAGAAUGGGGAGACAGGGACCCUAUAGCACGAGUAUCUUUGGGUACCUUGAUAGAGAUUCAGGCUCGAUCUGGAUGUAUUGUUUGUUGUUUCUUAUGUCAGACUGUAUUGCAAUCACCCUUUACGAUAGACAAUACUCGACCCCUUGCCCUUGAGCUGGCUAGAACUCCUCACGUGAGAAGCUGCAAGUACCGAGCUGCAGGAACCAUUCUAUACGAAGAUGUAGAGGAGUUCCAGCACCAUACACAGAUUGACAAGAAAUAUCCGCAGUUGGCGGUUUUCAACAAAAACGAUAUCAUACCCGACUUUGCAAAUGCAAAGGUCAACUGGGAGCGCCUUCGACAAUGGUAUACCGAACUACCCUCUACAACAGGCAAGACUUGUCAGAGUUCUUCUGUUCCGAGAGACAAGCACGGUUACAUCGGCGAUGCCUUGUCCAAGGGUUUCUGUCUAAUCAAAGUCUCUGAGGCAUGCUUGAUCGAAACUGAUGGUGUCCAGAUUCCGAGCUAUGCGGCCUUGAGUUAUGUUUGGGGCAAGGAGAUUAUAACAACAACAAACAACUUUGAGAGCCUCAAACUCCCAGGACGCUUUCGAAAGAAAGACGUACCUCUUCUUUUCCGAGAUGCUUUCGAGGUCUACUCUCAGCUUGGAAUAGAUUAUUUCUGGAUUGAUAGGAUCUGUGUUGUUCAAGACGAUGAGAAGAGAAAAUCAGCCCAGCUUGAAGCCAUGGGACGGAUCUAUUCCAAAGCAUGCUUCACUAUUGUAUCUUCUGACCCGCAUUUCAUAAAUCAAGGUCUCCCUGGUGUCUCCCAGCCAAGAAAACCACCACCCAAUCUCUUGGUUGGCGAUAAGGUGUUGAUACCUAGGAUAUACGGAUCAAAGAAAUCCACUUGGAAGACCCGUGGUUGGACAUAUCAAGAGGGACUUCUCUCAGAAAACGUACUGAUCUUUGGGCAAGAUACGGUGUAUAUGUAUAGCCGUGGUUCCGAGAAUGUGACGCCCGAGGGGUUUCAAGAGUUCUCAUACGACAAGCCUGAUUACAUAUCUUCCAGUCUUGUUCCUCAGGACGAGGAAUACUCAGACCAAGUCCACGAAUACUCAACAAGGUUACUGACAUUUGGUUCGGAUAAAGUGAACGCAUUUCUGGUAGUUCUGAAUAGCUUUGGAGAACAUCAAUAUGGAUUGCCCCAUACAAUACUCGACCAAGCGAUGUUGUGGAACUAUACCUAUGAGCCUUCUCGUUCGGGCCCAAAGAUUCCUGGACAGGAAUUUCCCAGUUGGUCUUGGGUUUUUACCGUUGGGCGUAUCGAGUAUCGUCAUUUGCCAUCAAAGGACAGACCAUUGUUUUCUCUGGCAACCUGGGCCAUUCUGCAGUUGGAUCAGGCGUCCAACAAGCCUUUGAUCAAAGUUCUGGAUGACUUGCAGCCUGGAGAGCAGUCUGAGGCUCUGCACCAUUUGAAUACCAUCCGCAGUCAUAUUUCACCGUCGGAAGCGCAGACAGGAUAUGAUCCGGUGGCGAUAGCCAUGGCCGCUAAUCUUUGUGAGCGGUACAGGCUCAUCCAAGAGGUGCUGAGCCGCAAACAGCCUAGCGAUGGUUCAGAAACUGGUCCAACAGCUGGUGAAAACAAAGCGGCAGAAUCGAUUUGGUGGAAGAUGAUCGUUUUUUGCUUGAAGCUACCUCUCAGUAUAUUUGGCUUAGAAGAUAAGUCCCUCUCACAAGUACGUGCGAGGAUGAAGCCCUUCAAGAAAGCACCGUGGUUUCAGGAUCUUGAUGAUGCUAUAAGACAAGUCCCUCACAAGUCCGCGUCGAAACGCUAUUGA
Molecule: messenger RNA, 2130 nt
Organism: Fusarium vanettenii 77-13-4
Lineage: Eukaryota; Fungi; Ascomycota; Sordariomycetes; Hypocreales; Nectriaceae
Exons: 1
Coding region: 1-2130 (709 amino acids)
Source: RefSeq, a predicted model, not a curated record